Molecule: messenger RNA, 2604 nt
Organism: Gallus gallus (chicken)
Lineage: Eukaryota; Metazoa; Chordata; Aves; Galliformes; Phasianidae
Gene: MSANTD2
Product: Myb/SANT DNA binding domain containing 2
Exons: 5
Coding region: 31-1746 (571 amino acids)
Source: RefSeq, a predicted model, not a curated record
CUUCCGCCUGCUCGGUCCGGCAGCUCCAAUAUGGCGGCGUCCUGCGGCUCCUCGCAGCUCCCCGCCGCCGAGCCGCCCCUCAAGAUCCCCAAGAUGGAGGUGCUGUCGCCAGGCUCGCCGGGCGCGCUGAGCGACGGCAACCCCAGCCUCUCCGACCCGUCCACCCCCAGCGGCGCCUCCCCGCUGGGCCCGGGGCCGGCAGCCGGCGGGGCCGGGCUGGGGGGCGGCGGGGCGGCGGGGGGCCGCGGCGGAGCCUCGCCCUCCGUCUCGUUCUCCCCGGGCGGAGCCGCCGCCGCGGCCGCGGCCGCAGCGUGCCGGGGGAUGUCCUGGACCCCGGCGGAGACCAACGCGCUGAUCGCCGUGUGGGGCAACGAGCGGCUGGUGGAGGCCCGCUACCAGCAGCUGGAGGGCGCCGGCACCGUGUUCGGCAGCAAGGCCCCCGGGCCCGCCAUGUACGAGCGCGUCUCCCGAGCCCUGGCCGAGCUGGGCUACGAGCGCACCCCCUCGCAGUGUCGGGAGCGCAUCAAGCAGCUUCACAAGAGACAGAGUGAGUUAGUAAGGAAUGCAAAAUGUACCCUUCGUAGGUGUUACAGCCGUGUGAAGGAGCAUGGAGUUGGGAAGAGGAAAAGCAGCUACACAUUUGAACAGCUGGAGCAGGUGUUUGGCCAGGGAGGAUGGGAUUCCCAGCCCUGCCAGCCUGUCCUCAUCAACAGCAGUGGCUUGUACCAGGAGCUGGAGUCUGAUGGCAGCACCAUGGAGGAGUACUCGCAGGAAGACUGGGGAAACCACAGUCAGGAUCUUCAUUGCUAUCAGACUGGUGAGCAGGAAUUAGAUGAAAUGCCUACCACAAAAAGAACAUUAAAGAUAAAACAGGAAUCUUCAGAAGACGCUCAGAAGCGCGACGUCAUGCAGAACAUUAUGCAAAUCCUGGAGUCCGUCCAGUUGAAGUGGGAGCUGUUUCAGAGCUGGACGGACUUCUCCAGGCUGCACCUCUCCAACAAACUGGCCAUUUUUGGCAUCGGCUACAACACGCGCUGGAAGGAGGACAUUCGCUACCACUACGCGGAGAUCAGCUCGCAGGUCCCGCUGGGCAAACGGCUCCGGGAGUAUUUCAACUCGGAGAAGCCGGAGGGCAGAGUCAUCAUGACCAGAGUGCAGAAAAUGAACUGGAAAAACGUGUACUACAAAUUCCUGGAGAUCACCAUCAGCGAAGCGAGGUGCCUCGAGCUGCACAUGGAGAUUGACUGGAUACCCAUCGCUCACUCCAAGCCGACGGGAGGCAACGUCGUUCAGUAUUUAUUGCCGGGGGGCAUCCCCAAGAGCCCGGGUCUGUACGCCAUCGGGUACGAGGAGUGCCACGAGAAGCCCCGCUCGCCUCUGGCGGAGCCGCGGGGCGCCGAUCCCAGCAAUGAGACUCCGGGGGAGCUGGAGGUGCCGUCGCCGCAGGCCUCGCUGCGGGUGGAGAUGGAGUCCGCCCGCAUCAUCUACUGUUACCUCGGCAUCGCUGAGGUCAGGACUCUCCAGCAGUGCCUGUUUUUACAUUUUCAGGCAAACACCAAAACCUUCAGCAAAGAGUGGGUUGGGAUCAACGCGUUUUUAUCUCAGAACUGCGUCGUAGAGCCCGGGGUCUCCCCGAAAUCCAUCUACAUCAAAUUUGUGGAAGUGGAGAGGGAUUUUCUUUCCGCUGGCUCUUUGGUAGAGUGCCUGGAAAAAGCCAUUGGAUACCCCUUAAAAUUCAACAACUGAAUCUCGUCCUUCAUAAGGAUUGGGGCUUCUGCCCGUUUCCCAUCUCACCGCCGGGCGCUGCUGGACCCUGCGCGGCCGGGCAGGCGGAGGCGCUGCUCAGCGGUGUUGAUUGGGGCUGCAGGGCCGCGAGCAGCGCGGGGCGGCCGUGGGGCGGCACUGAGCCCUGCCCGGCACAUCCCAUACAUUCCACGUCGGACGGAGCGGACGUUUCAUACGCGAAGCUGUUUUUUCCACAGUGUCUCAUUUUUACACAUCCGUCUCUAUGAGUGUUAUGACAGAUCCGAAUAAAUAAGCAAUAGAUAACGGCGAGUUAAAUCUUGAAUCACGUUAAAGGAGACUGUUUUUCAAAGCCACCCUUAGAUACUAUUGUAUAUAAUUUAGAAGUUCACUUUUUUCGCCCAUCCAGUGUUCUCCUCUCUCCAAACAGUGUUGCCUGCAAAGACUUUUGUUUCUGUGAUGUAUUCCACUCUCCUAGCAGUGUUGCCAUAUCCGCUUUUAUUUUAUUUUAUUUUAUUUUAUUUUUAACAUUAAAAUAAUUCCCGGGCUUUUCUUAUUUAUUUUUAUCGGUUUAUUUUUUCAGUUCUAGUUAGCCUCUUUGUGAGAAUAACCUGGCAGCUGGGGAACAUUCUGUCAAACCAUGCUUAUGGGUACAAUCAAAGCUGUGAGAUGGGGUGGGGGGGAGGCGGGCUGGGGGCACGUGGGCCGGGAGGAAGCAUUUAAAGCCUUUCAGAAGUGUUACUAUAUGUGCCCCAUCACCUGGCUGGCUGGCGCCGGCGUUUCGGUUUCCUGGAGCUCAUUGGUCAGUGACGUUGUGACAUACAAUGAAUGUGUCGGUCCUAAUAAAAUCGAGCAAACGCG